ACCGGCAGAGCUUCCCUACCACGGGCGCUGCAGACCCGGCUCUGGGAGACCCCUGUACCCCGAAGCGUCGCAGGCUCUCGCGGCCGGAUCAGGGAGGAGGCUCACAGGCUCCAGCGCUGCCAUGUGAGCUGCAGCGGCGACUCGCACCUGGCGCCGCACCUGGGGCUCCGCGGCCCUCGGGGACAAUGCGCGCCUCCAGCAGUCACCGCGUCCGCACCUGACCAUGGAGUGCGCCCUCCUGUUCGCGUGCGCCCUCCGGGCCGCUGGUCCCGGGCCGCCGUGGGGCCCCGCGGGACUACGGCGUCUGGCCAAGGCGCUCCAGCUGUGCUGCCUCUGCUGUGCUUCGGUGGCCGUCGCCUUAGCCAGUGACAGCAGCAGCGGUGGCAGCGGAUUAAAUGAUGAUUACGUCUUUGUCACGCCAGUAGAAGUGGACUCGGGCGGGUCAUAUAUCUCACACGACAUUUUGCACAACAGGAAAAGGCGUUCGGCACACGGUGCCAGCAGCUGCCUGCACUACCGCUUUUCAGCAUUUGGACAGGAUCUGCACUUAGAGCUUAAGCCCUCGGCGAUCUUGAGCAGUCACUUUAUAGUCCAGGUACUUGGAAAGGACGGUGCUUCAGAGACUCGGGAGCCUGAGGUGCAACAGUGUUUGUAUCAGGGAUUUAUCAGAAAUGACAGUUCGUCCUCUGUUGCUGUGUCUACGUGUGCCGGCUUGUCAGGUCUGAUAAGGACACGAGACAAUGAAUUCCUCAUCUCACCGCUACCUCAGCUGCUGGCCCAGGAACACAACUACAGCUCGCCUGCAGGCCACCAUCCUCACGUCCUGUACAAAAGGACAGCAGAGAAGAGGGUCCAGCGGUACCAAGACUACCCUGGCUCCCACCGGAUUUAUCCUGGUCACUCCCCAAGUCACACUCCCCCUGCCUCCCAGAGCCAAGAGACAGAGUACCGCCAUCGAAGGCGGCAAAGGCAGCAUUUCUGUGGACGACGCAAGAAAUAUGCCCCCAAGCCUCCUUCAGAGGACACCUAUCUACGCUUUGAUGAAUAUGGGGGCACAGGGCGGCCCAGAAGAUCAGCUGGAAAGUCACAAAAGGGUCUCAAUGUAGAAACCCUCGUGGUGGCAGAUGCAAAGAUGGUGGAAAAACACGGCAAGGGUGAUGUUACCACGUACAUUCUCACAGUCAUGAAUAUGGUCUCUAGCUUGUUCAAAGAUGGGACCAUUGGAAGUGAUAUAAAUAUCGUGGUUGUGAGCCUAAUCCUUUUGGAGCAAGAACCUGGAGGAUUGCUGAUCAACCACCAUGCAGACCAGUCUCUAAAUAGCUUCUGCCAGUGGCAGUCUGCGCUCGUGGGAAAGAAUGGCAAGAGGCAUGACCAUGCCAUCCUCCUCACGGGAUUUGACAUUUGUUCCUGGAAGAAUGAACCAUGUGACACACUAGGAUUUGCCCCAAUCAGUGGAAUGUGCAGUAAGUACCGAAGCUGUACCAUCAAUGAAGACACAGGACUUGGCCUUGCCUUCACCAUUGCUCAUGAGUCAGGGCAUAACUUUGGCAUGGUUCAUGAUGGUGAAGGCAACCCCUGUAGGAAGGCAGAAGGCAACAUCAUGUCACCCACACUGACUGGAAACAAUGGGGUGUUUUCAUGGUCUUCCUGCAGCCGACAGUAUCUCAAGAAAUUCCUCAGUACACCACAGGCUGGCUGUCUGGUGGAUGAGCCCAAGCAAACAGGACAGUAUAAAUAUCCGGACAAACUCCCAGGACAGAUUUAUGAUGCCGACACACAGUGUAAGUGGCAAUUUGGAGCCAAAGCCAAGCUGUGCAGCCUUGGGGUUAUGAAGGAUAUUUGCAAAUCACUCUGGUGCCACCGCGUGGGCCACAGAUGUGAAACCAAGUUCAUGCCUGCAGCAGAAGGGACCGUUUGUGGCUUGAGUAUGUGGUGUCGACAGGGCCAGUGUGUAAAGCUUGGAGAGCUCGGCCCCCGGCCCAUCCAUGGCCAGUGGUCUGCCUGGUCGAAGUGGUCAGAAUGUUCGCGCACUUGUGGUGGAGGAGUCAAGUACCAGGAGAGGCACUGUAGUAACCCCAAGCCUCAGUAUGGUGGCAAGUUCUGUCCAGGAUCUAGCCGUAUCUACAAACUGUGCAACAUUAACCCUUGUAGUGAAAACAGCUUGGACUUCCGCGCCCAGCAGUGUGCAGAGUAUAACAACAAGCCCUUCCGGGGAUGGUUGUAUCGGUGGAGACCCUAUACCAAAGUUGAAGAGGAAGAUCGAUGUAAGCUCUACUGCAAGGCUGAAAACUUCGAGUUUUUUUUCGCCAUGUCCGGCAAGGUGAAAGACGGGACACCCUGUUCCCCACACAGAAACGAUGUCUGCAUCGAUGGGAUUUGUGAACCAGUGGGAUGUGACCAUGAACUUGGCUCUAAGGCAGUGUCAGAUGCAUGUGGUGUUUGCAAAGGUGACAAUUCAACUUGCAAGUUCUAUAAAGGCCUGUACCUCAGUCAGCACAAAGCGAACGAAUAUUAUCCUGUGGUCACCAUCCCACCUGGGGCCCACAGCAUUGAGAUCCAGGAGCUGCAGCUUUCUUCCAGCUAUCUUGCCGUUCGAAGCCUCAGUCAAAAGUAUUACCUCACUGGGGGCUGGAACAUCGACUGGCCUGGGGACUUCACCUUCGCAGGGACCACAUUUGAAUACCAGCGGUCCUUUAACCACCCAGAACGCCUGUAUGCACCAGGACCCACAAAUGAGACGCUGGUCAUUGAAAUUCUGACACAAGGCAAGAAUCCGGGGAUCACAUGGAAGUAUGCACUUCCCAAGGUCAUGAACGUAACUCAGCCAACCACAAAGAGGUACCAGUACACCUGGCACACAGUGCAGUCUGACUGCUCAGUCUCCUGUGGGGGAGGUUACAUAAGCAUCAAGGCCAUUUGCUUACGAGAUCCAAACACUCAAGUCAACUCCUCAUUCUGCAAUGUCAGAACCAAGCCAGCAACAGAACCCAAGACCUGCAAUGCUUUCUCCUGCCCAGCCUAUUGGUUGCCAGGUGAAUGGAGUGUAUGUAGCAAGUCCUGUGCCGGGGGCCAGCAAAGCCGGAAGAUACGGUGCGUGCAGAAGAAGCCCUUCCAGAAGGAGGAAGCUGUGUUGCAUUCUCUCUGCCCAGUGAGCACACCCACUCAGGUUCAAGUAUGCAACAGCCAUGCCUGCCCUCCAGAGUGGAGCCCUGGGCCCUGGUCUCAGUGUUCCAAGACAUGUGGACGAGGAGUUAGGAGACGUGAGGUCCUUUGUAAAAACUCUGCAUCAGAGACGCUCUCAGAGAGCCUGUGUUCUGGCAGCCCCAGACCUGAGACACAGGAGGGCUGUGUGCUGGGACGAUGCCCCAAAAACAAUCGGCUCCAGUGGAUCACCUCUUCAUGGAGUGAGUGUUCUGCAACCUGUGGUUUGGGUGUGAGGAAGAGAGAGCUGAAGUGCAGUGAGAAGACCUUGCAGGGGAAACUGAUAACAUUCCCAGAGCGGAGAUGCCGCAACCUUAAGAAGCCAAACCUGGAACUGGAAGAAACCUGCAACAGAAGGGCUUGCCCCGUGUACAGCGUGGUGGCAGGGUGGUAUUCCUCACCAUGGCAACAGUGCACGGUAACCUGUGGGGGAGGGGUCCAGACCCGAUCUGUCCACUGUGUGCAGCAAGGCCGGCCUUCUUCAAGUUGUUUGCUCCAUCAGAAGCCUCCGGUGCUCAGAGCCUGCAAUACAAACUUCUGUCCAGCUCCUGAAAAGAGAGAUGAUCCAUCCUGUGUUGAUUUCUUCAGCUGGUGUCAUCUGGUCCCUCAGCAUGGGGUCUGCAACCACAAAUUUUACGGAAAACAGUGUUGUAGGUCAUGCACAAAGAAGAGCUGAUCCAGAGACCAUGCAACCUCCUCAGACCAGGACCUUACCUGCCCAUCUCCAGGUCUUUUGAUCAAGACUACAAACCACACAGGAACUGCCACCGAGUUUGAAGAAUGGAUAGACAGCCACUAGCCUCCUUAGUCAACCCCUAGAAGCACAUGGUACUCUAAAGCACGUGACAAUGAGAAGUGAUGACAAAUCCAGCUUUAAAAAACAACAACAAAAAAAGCCUUCUAUUUGCACUGUCAUUUGAAAGAUGAGAUGCAUCAUACUGAGACAUGUCAGGUUUUCAUUUUGACCAAGUGAAAAUCUUGUUGACUUUGGGGUGAGUCUCCUCUCCACACACAUACCCUUGAACAUCAAAGGAGUCAAGGGCAAAGACAUCUAUUUUUUAAAAGGCCCGUGAAGGCUUCAGGUCAAAGACUGACACUCAGAGCCAUCAAAUACAUGAAUGGAACUCUUUGCCCAGCAGUUGCUUGGAAUUUAGAGUGUCAAAAUCUGACAACAAACGGUGCUCAAUGGGUGCUUGCUGCUGGACUGGCAAGCUGUAUCUUAUGUUUAUUUUCUGUGUGUUGUUUAUUGGGUUUCAAGUAUAGUCUGCCUCUAGAGAGUCUCCAAGACUGAAAUUAACAACUUGAAACAUAUUCCCAGUAGCAUUCUGGAAGCAGGGUCACAUGGGCUAUUUAAGAUCUUCGUGUAAUUAAAAUUCACACUUGAAGGGGAAAAAACUCAAAUCUUGAUGCCCUUCAUGUGACAUCAACCUCAUAACUUUUGGUGCUUAUUGACUGGGGAUGAGGGAGGCUGGUGCCUGCUCUUUGGGAACAAGAACUGGUGACAUGAUCAUUUUGGUAAAAAUAGGCGCUAACUGGUAAAAUAGCAUGCUUGAAGGAGGGAAGCCUACCAUUUAUAAUGCUCCAGACAUAUUAUCAGAAUGCUUAGAAAAUUAAAGACUGCUUGUGGUUUUUGCCCACCAACUGACAAGUUUCAAUUCACCCCAGGACUUGGUCAACAAGGAAAAAAAUAAAUAAAACACAGUGGCCAGAGAAAAAUCCAUCUGUCUUCUUGCUACAUUAAUAAAUUACAACUCACCAAGCCCUUCCAUGAAUAACAGUACUUUACCAUGUCUCAGAUGAGAUUUUUGGUCAUCAGGAGCCAGCUGUUGAUGGGCAUUAACAAGCUUAAAAUUGUUCUCAAUUGGAAAAACACCAUUCUGUUUGCCAAAGCCAGAGUAACUUAUAAGACUGUGUUCCCCUGUAAUUCUUUGAGAAGUGGUUCUACAGGGCAUGUUUAUAUGAUACUACUCCAUCCCCCCAGUUUCUUGGAUGAAUGUACACUCAUUUUUACUGCUUCUCAGAGUCUCGGUUCAAACAGGGGUUUGCCAGCUCAGCAGAACCAGCUAGACAGUGGUCUGUUAAAUUUAACAGCAUUCCUUGUUCCCAUCCUAGUGGGAAUCAUGAGUCCUUGGAUGCCAUGGAAGUGAAAAGUUGCCAUGGAAGUGAAAAGUAACAGCUUGGCCUUCUUGGCUUGGCCCUUCAGUAGCCAUUUUGAUAUGAGGAGAGAGAAAAAAAUAAUACCACACUACCAUUCCCUUGCUCUCUGAAAAGUGGGAAGUUAUUUGUCUUUAUAUAAUUAUCAUUUUAUUAUUUUAUGGGAAAGAAUUAAUUUAUUAAUAACCUAUUCUUAUGUGUUCUCACUCGCUUCUUUGAGUAAGUGAUAUUCUGAGGGAAAAUGUUGAAUUAAAAAAAAACAUGGAUUAUAGAGAAAAGUCAAAAUAUAUGUGUAAUAUUUAAUUAUUUUAUGUUUUAUAAUAAAGUAUUCUGUUUCUUUAUCUUUGAAA
Messenger RNA from Peromyscus maniculatus bairdii (prairie deer mouse), 5705 nucleotides. RefSeq names its product ADAM metallopeptidase with thrombospondin type 1 motif 18 (gene Adamts18). The record is from RefSeq and is a predicted model, not a curated record. NCBI's taxonomy places the organism in Eukaryota, Metazoa, Chordata, Mammalia, Rodentia, Cricetidae. Gene Ontology annotation, molecular function: metalloendopeptidase activity. Gene Ontology annotation, biological process: proteolysis; extracellular matrix organization. Gene Ontology annotation, cellular component: extracellular matrix.